Synchiropus splendidus (mandarinfish) is the source of this 3814-nucleotide messenger RNA. RefSeq names its product rhomboid 5 homolog 1a (Drosophila) (gene rhbdf1a). The transcript is spliced from 19 exons. Bases 409 to 3093 code for a protein of 894 amino acids. Lineage: Eukaryota; Metazoa; Chordata; Actinopteri; Syngnathiformes; Callionymidae. Gene Ontology annotation, molecular function: serine-type endopeptidase activity. Gene Ontology annotation, biological process: regulation of protein secretion; regulation of epidermal growth factor receptor signaling pathway. The record is from RefSeq and is a predicted model, not a curated record. Gene Ontology annotation, cellular component: endoplasmic reticulum membrane.
GGUUGAUCUUGACGGACUCCUCCACGGACCGUCUCUCCAGGGCGGGGCUCACUCUCCAGCGCCACUGAAUUGGGCUACAACCGGCCGCGGAGGGGAACUUACGCCGGGUCGAUCCAUGGAGGAGAGUGGGAAUGUCCUGGCCGUAGGUGGGGAGCUAAGAACCGGACCUUUCGGAGCCGUCGUCAACAGCGACCGGCGUGACUGAGAGUAAGCCGAGUUUGACACCACAGCGCCGGGCUCGUGCCUUCACAACAUCGGCGGAGAGACGCGCGUAUAUCCCUGCGCCGCCGGACUGAAUUAUGUGACAAGUCUGAGGAGGACUGGGCUGUUUGAAUUCUAUCGUCGCUGCUGGGGGACCAUCGGAGCUGGUUGGUUUAAGGCUGGCAGGCCUGGGGUGGGACAGAGAACAUGGCUGAACUGAGGCGGGAGAGCACCAGCAGCCUGCAGAGGAAAAAGCCUCCAUGGCUGCGACUGGACAUUCCCACGGCUCAGAUGUCCCUCGAUGAGCCUCCCACUUUCGUUCAGCCGGUGAAGAGGCAGGGCUUCCUCCGCAGCAUCAGCAUGCCUGUGGAGACCACUCAUCUCCAGUCCCCGCCCCGAGACUUCUUCGACACCCGGCGGCCUGUCUUACAACGCCAGUCGUCCAUCACUCAGACCAUAAAGAGCAGCAGGAGGGUUCACUUUGAGCGGAUUAACACGGUGCCCAUUAAGGGCCAGCGCGCUGCCCGCCGCGGCACCAGGAAGCACCACUCCCUCUCCAGAACCCUGCUCAGGGGAACUGCGGAUUGGUUUGGCGUCAGUAAGGACAGUGAUGCGACGCAGAAAUGGCAGAGGAAGAGCCUUCGCCACUGCAGCCUGCGCUACGGGAAGCUGAAGCCUCAGGUGAUCCGAGAGAUGGACCUGCCCAGCCAGGACAACAUCUCCUUGACCAGCACAGAGACGCCGCCUCCUCUCUACGUGCCGUCAUCUCAGCAUGGCAUGCAGAAGAUUGUGGAUCCACUAGCACGAGGACGAGCUUUUCGUAUGGUGGAGGAAGUGGAUGGUUACAGUGUACCUCAGACCCCUAUCACCCCUGGUGCCGCCUCGCUUUGCUCCUUCACCAGCUCUCGCUCAGGCCUUAACCGACUGCCUCGCCGGCGAAAGAGAGAAUCUGUGGCUAAGAUGAGCUUCCGGGCAGCCGCCGCUCUGGUCAAAGGUCGCUCUAUACGGGACAGCACCUUAAGACGCACUCAUCGCCGCAGUUUUACCCCCGCCAGCUUCAUGGAGGAGGAUGUGGUGGACUUCCCAGAUGAAUUGGACACGUCUUUCUUCGCCAGGGAUAUCAUGAUGCACGAGGAGUUGUCCACGUAUGCCGACGAGGUCUUCGAGUCACCCUCGGAGGCCGCCAUGAAAGAGGCCGACCCCGCGGCCGGGAAGGAUGAGAUGGAGCUGACCGGCAGCGCUCUGGAUAAAACAGUGCUGGAGAGAAGUCACCUCAUGCUACCUCUUGAGAGAGGCUGGAGGAAAGCCAAAGAAGGAACUCCAGGGCCACCAAAGGUUCCCCUGCGUCAGGAAGUUGUGAGUGUGAACGGACAGCGACGUGGCCAGAGGAUCGUGGUACCAGUCAAGAAGCUAUUUGCCCGAGAGAAGAGGCCGUACGGGCUGGGGAUGGUUGGCAAACUCACAAACCGCACCUACCGCAAGAGAAUCGACAGCUACGUGAAGCGUCAGAUAGAAGACAUGGACGACCACAGGCCUUUUUUCACGUACUGGAUCACCUUCGUCCACCUGCUCAUCACCAUCUUGGCGGUGUGCAUCUACGGGAUCGCUCCAGUGGGUUUCUCCCAGCACGAGACGGUUGAUUCUGUUUUAAGAAACAAAGGAGUAUAUGAAAAUGUCAAGUUUGUACAGCAAGAGAACUUCUGGAUUGGGCCAAGCUCAGAAUCUCUGAUCCACUUGGGGGCCAAAUUCUCGCCAUGCAUGCGUCAAGACAAACAAGUGCAUGAGUUCAUCAUGAAAAAAAGAGCCAUUGAACGCAACUCAGCCUGCUGCGUGCGCAACGAUCGCUCCGGCUGCGUCCAGACCUCAGAGGAGGAAUGCUCGAGCACUCUGGCCGUGUGGGUGAAGUGGCCCAAGCAUUCCAGCACUCCACUGCUGAACGGGAAACCCAGGCAGUACGGGUCGGUGUGUCGCCAAGACCCGAGGAUUUGUCUGGAGCCCGCCUCGGUACCACCUCAUGAAUGGCCUGAUGACAUCACCAAGUGGCCCGUUUGCACCAGGUACACCACAGGAAACCACACCAACCUGCCUCACAUCGACUGCGCCAUCACAGGACGACCCUGCUGCAUCGGCACCAAAGGGAGGUGUGAAAUCACUUCCCGGGAGUAUUGUGAUUUCAUGAAGGGCUACUUUCACGGCGAAGCAACUCUCUGCUCCCAGGUACACUGCAUGGAUGAUGUGUGCGGACUGCUGCCUUUUCUCAACCCUGAGAUCCCAGAUCAGUUUUAUCGACUCUGGCUGUCACUGUUCCUCCAUGCUGGAAUCCUCCACUGCCUGGUCUCGGUGGCUUUCCAGAUGACCAUCCUGAGAGACCUGGAGAAGCUGGCGGGGUGGCUACGCAUCUCCAUCAUUUACAUCCUCAGUGGCAUCACUGGCAACUUAGCGUCUGCCAUCUUCCUGCCCUACAGAGCUGAGGUGGGUCCAGCUGGCUCUCAAUUCGGGAUCCUGGCCUGUUUGUUCGUGGAGUUGUUCCAGAGCUGGCAGAUCCUGGCGCAGCCAUGGCGAGCCUUCACCAAGCUGCUGUGCGUGGUGCUAUUCCUCUUUGCCUUCGGGCUCCUGCCUUGGAUCGACAACUUCGCUCACAUCUGUGGCUUCAUUUCCGGCUUUUUCCUGUCCUUCGCCUUCCUACCGUACAUCAGCUUCGGCCGGAUGGACAUGUACCGCAAGCGCUGUCAGAUCAUCAUCUUCCUGCUGGUGUUUCUUGGGUUAUUCUCGGGCUUAGUGGUGCUCUUCUAUGUUUACCCCAUCAAGUGCGACUGGUGCGAGUUGCUCACCUGCAUCCCGUUCACGGACAAAUUCUGUGAAAAGUAUGACCUCAACGCUCACCUCCACUGAGGGGUGAGGUACGGAGGUGUGGACUGAGAUGUCAGCCAUGUUGUGUGUCCAUUCUUCCCUGUGUGCGUCUCCAUCUCUGUGAAAAAUGAAUGUUUUUCUUUUCUUUUUUUUUCUACUUUGUAUGUGCAAGUCAUCCCUCGAUCGCUGUUCUGUUCAUUGUGCCUGUUCAGAGCGCUGACAUACAUUCUGCGCUGUCAGUUAUGAGAUGAUAUUUUGGAGUGUCUUUGCUUUAACAUUUGUCAUUGAGCACUUCAACUGUUUUAUCCGUAGAAAUAUGGCUCAGGCUGUUUGUCUGCGCUCUGCACAGACUCGCUGUCAGUCGUCCAGUGAACCAAAGGUAUGGCACUUGUCAAAGCUCCCCGCUGCUCCUCACUCUCCCACACAGUCAGCCAGCGAUGGUACACAGGAAAGAAUUUCUUUUUUCUUUUUUUUUUUUUUUUUUUUACAAUCGUGCAUCAAAGACAGAUUUUAUUAAUAUUCAGGCAACCUCACAGAAGCAGGGACUUUAAAAGAAAAUCAGAUAUUAAUACCUUUGGUGCCUUGUUUGUAAAUGUAACAACUACUGCCAUAUUUUUGUUACAUUAUGCUGAGCACUCCGAUGUUAUCUUUUAUUUUGUUAAUGGCUUCUCAAGAAGUGAAGAUUGUUUUUGAACCUGGUAGUGUUUUAACUACCUGUCUAUUCACAUGUAACUGAGAACAACAGUAAAAAAUGUAGACAAAA